Hyalella azteca is the source of this 1367-nucleotide messenger RNA. RefSeq lists its product as uncharacterized. The transcript is spliced from 9 exons. Lineage: Eukaryota; Metazoa; Arthropoda; Malacostraca; Amphipoda; Hyalellidae. Bases 187 to 1176 code for a protein of 329 amino acids. The record is from RefSeq and is a predicted model, not a curated record. Gene Ontology annotation, molecular function: hydrolase activity. Gene Ontology annotation, cellular component: extracellular region.
AAUAAUGUCUUCAAAUCGUUAUUCUCCCACACAUGACUGGAAUACGAAAAACAUUUGAGUGCCCUCAACAUACACAUUCUCAAGAAUCACCUGAAUAGUUGUGCAAAUUAAAACUCAUGUUCAAUCUGGAAUGGCAAUCCUAUCUCCAAUUUUCAGGUCUAGAUUGCCCGUGGAACAUUUUUUACGAUGAAUAAUUUAUUCACAAUACUUCUGGUGCUCGGGGCGGUGACGAUCGCUUCCGCUCAGAUUCACCUCGGCCCUCUGAACGUGGACGCGUCGUCGGUGACGGCGUCCGGCGUCUCGUCAGGAGCAGCGAUGGCGACGCAGCUUCAUGUGGCGCUCUCUUCCACCGUGCACGGCGUGGCGCUGUUUGCAGGAGUGGUAUUCCAUUGCGCACAGGGGCUGCUCUCCGAGGCUCUGGUGUGCAUGGAGACCCCUGCGCUGGUGCCGGUCGCAACACUCAUCUCCGAGACAGACAACAUGGAAUCACGAGGCUCCAUUGACUCGACAUCCAAUUUGGUGGGCGACAAGGCUUACAUUUUUGCUGGGUCUCUCGACACGGUAGUCAAGCCAGGUAAUGGUCCAAAUAUUGAAGAGUUUUACUCCCACUACGGCGUCCAAUUGAUUACUGAGUACGGGGUAGUGGCCGAGCAUUGUCAGCCAACUGACAACCACGGCCCGGCCUGCUCGUAUCUGGGUGGCGACUAUAUCAACAACUGCGUGUACAAUGGCGCCUACGAAGCCUUGAAUGCGCUCUACGGCGACAUUCAGCGGCCUACUGGGUCGGAGGCGCUGCUCGGAACCUUCGCCGAGUUCGACCAAGGCGACUUCUUCACGCUUGGCCUGCCGUCGCAGUCGAGCAUGGACAACGUGGGCUACGUGUACAUCCCGUCCGCGUGUGAGGACGGCACGGUCACGUGCAAGCUACACGUAGCUCUGCACGGCUGCCUUCAGGGCAGAGAAGCGAUGGGCGACACGUUCGCUAAGAACACAGAGUACCUGCAAGUGGCAGAGCUCAACAACAUCAUCGUGAUCUUCCCACAAGCUAUCAGCACCAUCCUCAGCAACCCCAACGGCUGCUGGGACUGGUGGGGCUACACUGGAAUUGGUUAUUCCACAAACAACGCACCGCAAAUCGUUGCCAUCAGGAGGAUGAUCGAGACGGUCAUCGGAUGAAAACAUGCAAGCAGAUUUGAACCAAACUCCACAAGCACAAAGAAUAACAAGUAAAUGAUCUGCAGAAAAUAAUUACUCAUAAAAAUAAUACAAUGAUCUUACUUUAUUAUACAAUGAGUUGGAGGAAUGUCCAAGCAGGCUCUUCUAAUCUGUGCUAUCUCUGGCUAUAAAUAAAAAAUCAUCAGAAACUG